CAGACGUCGCGGUGCUCUAUUCUGCUCAACAGUUCUUCGUAGAGAAAAGAAGCAAUGGUCGGUUGCGUCGCACGGGGAGUGUUUAUAAAAUUUUAGUUUCAUAUCAGUUGAAUAAAAUUCGGCUUCGGUGUUGCUGUGAAGAGACUAAAGUUCAAGUCCCAUUCCCGCUUCGAGGAGGUAAAAGGAAAAUAAUCCAUCAAUCGCAUGCACCACAAAAAUGAAUACGGGGCCGACUCCGCCGGAGUGCGCGCUCGCCGCCGAAAUGUUCGACCAUUUCUGCUCGGCGGGCACAAUGAAACAGAUCCUUGGCCUUCAUCGGGAGAUUUGCGCUACAUUGAACCUCAUACCUACUAGACUUCCGGACUUUUAUCCUAAGCUAAAGGCGAAGCUAGCGAGUUCGUGGAAAGCUCAGGCACUGUUCAAAAAGUUUGAUGCCCGGGCCAAUCACAAGGUCUACAGUAAAGGGCGUUCGUGCACAACAACCAAAGUACUCAUCAUAGGCGCCGGACCUUGUGGGCUACGGGCAGCUAUAGAAUGUCAACUUCUGGGUGCUAAAGUUGUGGUGGUGGAAAAGCGUGACCGUAUGUCUAGGAACAACGUGCUGCAUCUGUGGCCUUUCGUUAUCGAUGAUCUGCGGGCCCUGGGUGCCAAGAAAUUUUUCGGCAAAUUUUGUGCCGGAUCUAUAGACCAUAUUAGCAUUCGGCAGUUGCAAUGCAUAUUGAUGAAGGUAGCGCUACUGCUCGGUGUUGAAAUACACGAAGGCGUUGGUUUUGAAGAACUGCUCGAACCAUCGAUUUCUGAAAACUCUGAAAUACUAGGUUGGAGGGCUCGCGUCUCACCAAUCGACAACGUGGUCUCACAGUACGAGUUUGACGUGCUACUCGGUGCCGACGGCAAAAGGAACACGCUGCAAGGAUUCAAAAGGAAAGAAUUUAGAGGGAAACUGGCCAUGGCCAUUACUGCCAAUUUCAUAAAUAGGCACACAGAGCAGGAAGCCUCCGUACCAGAAAUAAGCGGAGUCGCUUUCAUAUUCAACCAGAAAUUUUUCAAGGAGCUUUAUGAAGAGACUGGCAUCGAUUUGGAGAACAUUGUUUACUACAAGGACGACACGCACUACUUCGUGAUGACGGCGAAGAAGCACAGCCUGCUCGAUAAAGGAGUGCUACUAAAGGACUAUGCGGAAGUAUCACGUCUGCUGAGCGUCGAGAAUGUCGAUCGGGCGGCGUUGAUGCGUUACGCGCAGGACGCGGCGCGCUUCUCGACGGACGGGAGGCUGCCGCUCCGGGACUUCGCCCUCAAUCACUACGGGGAGCCCGACGUUGCGCUAUUCGACUUCACUUCUAUGUACGCGGCAGAAAAUGCAAGCAUGGUAUAUGAGAGACUUGGUCGUCGACUUCUCUGCCAGUUGGUCGGAGACAGUCUUCUGGAACCUUUCUGGCCCACUGGCUCGGGUUGCGCGAGAGGCUUCCUUUCAGCUUUGGAUGCAGCCUGGGCAGUGAGGGCCUGGGGUCAGACUCCGACGCCGCAUCCACUUGAAGUUAUAGCCGAGAGGGAAUCUAUAUAUCGACUUUUGGCCCAAACUAUACCUGAGAACUUACAUCGCGAUUUCGGCGCGUACACCCUCGAUCCUGGUACGAGAUAUCCGAAUCUAAACCGACGUGCCGUGACACCCAUUCGGGUCACAUCGUUCUAUGACUCUGACGAUCCUCUGCCCUUGGACGCUGCUCCCAGCAGCAUCAGGAAACGUCGCAGAGAAUCGGAUGUGUCUGACGACGUGCUGUCCGCGUGGGUCGGUUGGUCCGAACCCGGUAUAAGGGCUGCGGUGGGACCAAACGCGCUCUCGGCGUUGCUGAGGAGAUACAGACCUGACUUACUGCCGGCCACGAGUACUCCGCGAUCGGUCUACCAUGUACUGCAUCACGAGUUUGGUAUAGUACCGUUUUCAUCGGGUGGUACGAUGAGAGACGUGUCGGACGCUAAGGUUCGCUCGUACCUGGCUCGUGUAUACAACGCGUUCAAGGGCGAAGUGCCUCACGUGCACCACGAGACGGACGUUUUUGAUCAGAUUAAACUGAGCCAGCAAAAGGAAAAACAUAUCAGGAACACAGCUGAACACUCUCUUUCUAUGUAUGCAAAUGCAGGGGACGCGGACAAAUCACAUUCAAGUUGCAGGAAGAAGAGGCGCUCCCUUCGCUCCUCACAAGUAAGUAACGAUCCAGCCGAGUAUAUAAGGAAAAAGAUCGGCAAGCUAGAUCUAGACGAUAUCACGCAGCUCGCGAGGCUCAUCGAGGGGCACGACGCGGCCACUGACAGCGACUUACGCAUCGACAAACAGAGAGACUUGCAGGAACAGAUCCUCGCCCUCCUCGACCCUGAAGAGUCACCGGACCCCAAAGUUUUGAGGGAAUCGCUCGCGCACCUACUACAGGGUGCCUCUAGAACUCAAGUGCAUCGCGAUCAAUCCGAGAUCGCGCAAUUUUUCCAAGAGAAUUUUGAAAAACCGGUGAAACCACCACGUAGACUUAAAGGUCUCGCCGCUAAUUCAGUGAAGAUUCCGGAUCUAACAGAAUUCGAAGACUCUGCUGAUACUGACGUAACUGUCGUCAAAGUGGAUAUGAAGACACCUCGGGCUGCAUCCGUCGACAGAGAGAAGCUGACCCGAUCGUCGGAGAGUCCUUUUCGUGCGCCAAGAAACAGGCGCUUAUCAGACGUAUUAGAAAAAAGUAAGGACUCUGAGAGCGCCGUCGUCUUCAAGCGAUCUAACUCUAUUGAUUCCGGCGAAGUGGCCAAUACGAGGCGUAUCGCAGAGAUGUUUGAAGGCCAACGAAGAAGAGACACGCCAAGUCCAGACAAGAGAUCAACACGCUCCGCUUCCACUAACCCUGAAAUGGCGUUACGUUUGCAACGAAUGGCUGACAUAAUUGAAGGGAAGAAACGGGACACCCCAAGCCCUGAUAGGGUGAAACACGAAUCGAUCGGCAAUCCUGAGAUGGAGCUUCGUCGUCAGCGCGUCGUCGAUUUGAUUAAAGGACCGAAGCCCUUAGCUCUUGAACCCACUCAACGAAAGAACAAUGCCGAAAUGUCCUUCAGGAUGCAGAGAAUGUCCGAUAUUAUGCAGAAGAAGAACGCUGAAGCGAAACGUCCGAAGACAAUGAGCAGGCGCAAAGCGGCUCGAGAGAUCAUGAAACAACGAUUCGAGAAGAGCGUGCAAAUGUUGGCGGCCGAGCCUCGAUUGGACUUCGCGCCUUCGGCCGACCUCGAAAACGACUACGGUCUGCAGCAGUACCGGGCCAGUGCUCCAGAUUUCGAGGAGCGCGUCAAGAAACUAGAACGGAAGCUGCAGCACUAUGAGGAGGGCCGUAUCGUCGGUGGUGGAGCCCGUACGUCCGGCGGCGGAGACCGAGUCGCCCGUCUCGCGGCCGAACUGUCCGGCGGCCCCACCUGUAGUUUGACGCCGCGACCUUCUAAACCGAAGGACCUGAUGCGUUCAGUUGGCAAGAUCGAAAGGGACGAUUGGAACAUGAAAGAGAUUGAGAGGAAAAUAUUAGAGAACAGACUCGGCAGGCCGGAGCCAAAGACGGCUGAGAAAGUACCAAAGUGGGACAGGGAACAGUUUCUUGGACGGCAAAGACGACUAAAAGAAGGUGACGGAAGCGAGAAAUGGGUAGAAAUUGAUGACACUUUAAACAAACUGAAUCAAAAAUUAAAUGACUCCGGAAGGCCUGACCAUGGAACUAAAAAGGUAGCAAAUUUGGCAACUAAAUUCGUAAAGAAAGACGAAACUGAACAAGACAAGGGACGCCCUAAAGAGGUCAAGCGUGGUUGGCGCGGACCGGCGUCGACGGGUAUGCAAUGCGCCGCCUGUGGAACGCGGGUUUUCGCCGCCGAGGGCGUGACGGCGGAUGGACUGCAUCUACACAGGGCGUGCUUCCGAUGUGCCGUCUGCAAGACGGUACUGCGACCCGGAAACUAUAAAAUGGAACGUUACGGCAACCGUCUCGUCUGUCUCCGGCAUUCGGGAGUCAGCGUGACCGAUGCUGUGGCUGCCGCUUCUGCUUUAGAUGCUCCCCAGCCGACCAGGAGUCAGGCUCCCACGCCCACGCCGGAAAGAAUAAGCAUCGAAUUAUCCGACAGCGGAGCGAGGGAAAUCGACGAAGACGAAUGGACUGACAGGAACUUCCUAGCCAGCGAAACGUCGGGAGCUGGUGGUCUUAGCGAUGAAGAGGAAUCAAGUUCAGAAGAUUACACGGAUGCAGAUGAGGGCGACAACGAAGCUGAUCACUCGCCGGAACCUCAAGGGAUCGCUGAAGUGCGCUCUCCGCGAACAGAUCUCUAUUUUUCUGGUGAUUCAUUCGGUUACGAUGACUAUUCAGAUGACGGAGCGGAAUCAUCAGGGAAUGAGUCGUGCUCGCGAAUGAGGGCUGCCCGGGAGGCUCGGCGUCGCGAAGUGCCGGCCGACAAUCGGCUCCCGACUGACAGCAGCGAGGUGGAGUCAGAAGAGGAGAGUGAAGAGGAGUCAAGUGACGAGGAAGUGUCGUCCGCGACGGAAGUGUCGACUGAUAGCGAAUUCGCUCGCGAAGAAACCGCACCGGUGCCUUCGCUUCCUGCCAUCCUAGUCACGGAGGCUACACCUCCAGCGCCUCCGCCUCCUCAGGACUACCCUCUUAGCAGGACUCGCUCAGCCGGCGGACUCGCAACCAAACGAGCCCUCGAACUCAAGCGAAAGUACCUCUUAGGGGAACCGUCCCCGCCUGCCGUUAGAAAAUCGGACUCCACUUCCCAAAUAGACAAUAAAUUCGAAGCUUUCCGUUCAACUAUAACAGAAUUUCAGAAGUUGCUGCAUCCCGCUCCAGUUUCUUCGAUCGCACAGCCACAGAAACCGAUCGUCAGCUUUCAAACCGCUGAUGGUGAUAUAAAACCGCAGCCAAUGCCCGAUAUCAUUAAGAACUUAUGCAACGACGCGCCCGUCGAUCUCUUAACUAAAAUAGACUCACCGCUCUGCAAAGAUUGGAGCUCUGAUACCCUACACGAAGGCAACAAGGGACGUCUCGACUUAGAAUCGGACUCGCUCUCUGAGGAUUCAUCACACACGGCCACGGCACCGAACCAGGCCGUACCAAGAGUCGAAGUGCACGACGAAGGUGGGGAAUUGAUACAGUUAGAUAGCUUGAUGCUUGUCAACAGUUGUACCGAAGACAACGAUGAGAAAGUAUCAGCUGCAGCCACCGUGACUGGUCCGACAGUCGUGGCUGCAGAGUCAGAAUCUUCAGAGUCGUGUAGAGAUGCCACUACCCUAGCUUUGACCGAAACCGAACUGUCGGACUGGGCGGCCGAGAGUGGAGUAUUAGACGAUUGUGGUUUUGACGAGAAGGACGACAGGAAAAGAAGCAAGAAUCCCAGGACAUUAAGCGGGCCAAAGCUGGUGCACGAAGCCAAGAACAUAUCAGCUGUAGCGUCGCACGUAUGCGGCAAGACGAGCCCCACCGAACCGGUAGUUUAUUCGAACGCGUUAGAACAUUUCGAGUUCGCUGACGAGGGAGAACAAGAUCCGUCCCUCGAAAGCCCCCUCACGCCCAAGAACUACGGCUACAUGGAGCUGGUCGACGACGACUACGCGUAUUCGCCGAGCAACGAUCGUUCCAUGAAUUUCAUCGAAAAAACCUUUUCGGAGACCGUUUUGAAGCCCGCUAGCCAAGAAGUUAGCGUCCGUCAAGAGGAGCCGAUCACCGAAACGAGCGCUGAAAUAGAAGCCGUAUCAGAACCUCAAGGCGAGUUAAAGUCGCCGCCGCACUGCUUAAAGUAUACAGACACCGAUCCAAGCGACAGGUCGACGAGCGAGAAACAAACCAGUGAUAGCAUAACAAACGUAAGCUCAACUCCCGAAUUGAAAAUAGGGAGACUGAGUCUAUCGGAGGUAUCUUCCCCGAUAGAUAAAGUAGAUAAGACUGAGUCGUUAGAGGAGGCCUCGCCGCCGCUGAUCUCCGAGUCAACCAUGUCCAGUAUAAUUCCGAAUUCCAUACCGUUCUCUGGGUCUUGUUCGAUAAGGCUCUAUUCUCCGGCGAUCUGCAGGUCCGCAAGCGAAACCUUCCACAGAUCGAAUUCCCGCAACUUGGAGUCCCCACGAAGCGGUGACGUAUCGAUGUCGAUCAACUUGAGCUCGGCAAGUUCCAUAUCACCAAUGAGUCCCGUGCUGGCGCAGGACACAACUGAUAAAGUACAAGAGAUAAAGCGAGAAAGAGAGGAACAGACCGAGCUGGUGAGACGACUGGUCCUGGAGAGACUCGGCAGCGGUCCUCGUGCGAAUAGGAAAUGCAACCGAAGAAUACGUGCAUCGCCUACAUGCAGCAUGUCUCCACCCGUACCUCCUCCGCCGGUAUUGCCGGAGCCUCCACCGCCGCCACCACCCCCGAGACCUUCUCCUCCCCUUAUGCCUAUACAAGUCACCCCUUCAUUCUCCGACCCAGAACUCGCGAGGGAAAGGCGAAGCAAGGGCAUAAUGAAGAGCAUAUCGAGUUAUCUAAAUCGUAGACUCGGACCGCGACAUAAGUGGGUUUCCGAGCCGGAGCUGACGUGGCACGAACCUCAGCAAAGGAUCACGAACGCUCACAAGUCGACUGGAGCUCUACAGCAGGAGGCGCCACCUGUGCCCCCUCGGCCUGCAGGAUAUAUGCCCCCCACCCCACCGCACGAGCAGCAGUCUCCCCCGCGAGUGCCACCCGGUCCGGCGUGCGACGUAGACGAACGCGACGCUAUGCAGUUGUGGUUCGAAGCUCGAUGGGCGCGUCUAGUGGCUCAGAGACGUGCGCGAGAAGAGCCAAGGGGAGAGUCGACAGCCCGCAGACUAGCGCGACUCGAACGCAGACUAACAAGACCGCUCUCCGCGGAGCAGCAAGCGGCUACAGUCGCGGAGCUAGUGCAAGUGUCAGCGCAGCGUGACGCGCACCAAGCUCUAAUGGCCGCUGACAGGAGACGCACUGCCGCCCGCAGCAGCGUGGGAGAUUAACCCAACGGGACUUGCAUCCGGCUUGGAUGUGAGGAAACGAAACCACGGGAUCGCAACGAUAUUAAAAUUAAUUAAAACACCUCAUGCGCUAUAUAUUUCACUCUUCGUACACAUCCACGGUAAAAGAGCGAAUCUUACAGUUAUUGUCAAUGUGUGUAACAUCUACCCUCGGUAGUUAGAAAAAAAUUUAAAAUUCUUUUUUAUUCUUCUUUUUUACUUAUUUUUAGCGAAAUCUCACCCCAAUUGACUCGUAACUGUAUAAACACAUUCUAUUUAAAAUGUUAUAUAAUAUAUAUAAUAUUAAUAACUGCUUAUGUCAAAGUAGCUUAAUAGCAAUGCAACUGUUAGAUACUUAGAUAAUGAGAACAUAAUAUGUAUUUUAAUUGUUAAGAGCUCUACAUAUUAUUGAACUUUUUGUUGCUUUUUCUAUGUUUCAAACGCAUGUACCGAGAGCUUAGGUGUUACUCAGGGUAACAUUUUUAAAUUUCAAUAAAAAAAUAUCAGUUCGAUUUAAAGUCAAUUUUGUCACAAUCUUUACGAAAUAAAUCGUAACACGCUUUUUUUUUUAUUUGAGGAAAAUUCGAAACAUGACCUGUUUACUGCUUUUAGUGCUUAAAGAGCAUUUAGAAGUUGUUCAAAUCAAUAACUAUAUUAUUAUCAUGUUUUACGUUACUAUUCAUGUUUGACAAAAAUAUGUCCCUGUCUCGCUCGCUCUCUGUUGAUCAGAAGAAGAGGAGAAUACCGACAUGUUAUUAGCUGUAAAUUUAAGGAACGCGUAUGUGUGUAUAUACGUUUUAUUUAGCAAAUGCUACCGGAUAACUCGUAAGCGGUUCAAAAUAUAUGUAAUUUAAUUAUUAUUCUCUAAUAGGAAAUUUUUUAAACGCUCACAUGCAGCUAAGCUCCUUUCUAUAAUCAUCUGCAAGAGAUUUUUUUCAAUUUUGGUUUUAAAAAAAACGAAAGCAGUAUAU
Bombyx mandarina (wild silkworm) is the source of this 7971-nucleotide messenger RNA. RefSeq names its product Molecule interacting with CasL (gene Mical). NCBI's taxonomy places the organism in Eukaryota, Metazoa, Arthropoda, Insecta, Lepidoptera, Bombycidae. The record is from RefSeq and is a predicted model, not a curated record. Gene Ontology annotation, molecular function: FAD binding.